Molecule: messenger RNA, 11889 nt
Organism: Bombyx mori (domestic silkworm)
Lineage: Eukaryota; Metazoa; Arthropoda; Insecta; Lepidoptera; Bombycidae
Exons: 2
Coding region: 10814-11815 (333 amino acids)
Source: RefSeq, a predicted model, not a curated record
UAGGGCACGCAUUCGAAUACGAUUUUCUGCGGUAGGAUACCUGUCGUAGGCGCGUAUCGAGGCGUUCUUAGCUCUAAGGAGUUCCCUAAUAUCGUCGGACAAAUUUGAAGCGGUGAAGGAAGUCCUCCGCUACAACUUGUUUCGAUGACCUAUCUAAUGUCGAGGUGAUGUGUGACGUUAAGAUGUCUAUGGCUUCAGCGGUAUCCUGAGGAGACGGGGUAGAGUCCGAGUUAAACGGGAGCGAUGGUGGAUCAGAUUCAGCCAGGCUGAUGCCCAGCGUGUGCCAAUCCACCACAGUCCUCGUGACGGGAACGGAGUCGGGAGCGCGACCGAGCUUCAUAACGACGGGACGGUGGUCUGAAUCUAACUCUGAAACUACUUCGAUCGAGUGUAAGCGCAGAGUUACGUUUUUUAAUAACGCUAUGUCGAGUAUAUCCGGGCGAUGCGCGAUAUUUAGCGGGUAGUGAGUCGGGGUUAGCGGAGCGACGAUAUCGAAGGCGAGAUCAUCGACUAACGCGUCAAGCCGCCUGCCAUUCGGGGUUGUGGUGUGUGAGUUCCACCUGAUGUGUUUACAAUUUAGGUCGCCCGCCAGAAUGACAGAGCUCCCCAUACCGAGCAGCGCCUCGAUAUCACUGCUUAGAACGAUCUUAUCCGGUGGAAUUUCAAUAACUCUAAAAGGGCCAUCGUAAGGCGGUUUAAGCGACUUAUGAACUGCAUCGUCUCGAACGAAAACAAAACUACAUUUAUGUAGAUAUGGAUGUACAAAAAUUGAUCGCGAGGUUUGGUUUUCUCUUACUGGAUGAAAGCUUUUAAUAUUUUUUUGUAUUUUGUUUACUAAGCUAAGUGGCUCGCAUAAAUUUUCCUCCUUACUGAUAUCGUAAAAAUCUCCAGGUAAACGUAUAUUUUUAGCACAGUUAACCUAGAACUGUGCUGCACUGACUCCACUAUCACUGCGCACGGACGCGCGUAAACCAAACAUUGCCGUAGAUAAUUCGUCUACCCAUGAAGUAUCAUUUAGCCUUGUCAUCAGUGCCACCUUUAAUGACCGGUGCCAUCGUUCAACUGCGCCAUUACUUUGUGGGUGAUACGGUGUGGUGCGAAUUUUGUUGAUCCCUAAUAACUUAGUCAAUUUUAACCCUUAAUUUGGCAAGUGUGUGGCGAUCAUUGACAAUUAUGUUAUGAAGGAGUCAUAAAUAUACAUGUCCAGUGUAGCGGACAGUACUAAAUAUGCGGUAAAUAAAAAGUUGAAGUAUUUUGUGGACAGAUAUAGUAAAAAAGUAUUUAGUUAUGACAUUUACACAUUUAAUUUAGUACGAAAAUUAAGAAAACAGUUUCUGGCAUUUUUGCCAGUUACAAAACAAAGUCUGACAUUGCAUUUUAACGCAGUGUCAGUAAUGUGUAUAAAUACAAAAUGUAUAAAUACAAAAAAACAUUUUUUCUGGCAAAUAUCUGCAACGUCUUUCAUCCAUAAUUGACGGGAAAUGACAUACAUCAUCAUAUUUUACAGGGCUUGAAGGUCUUGCUGCGUAAGGUUUGUUUAUUUUUGAGUGUUCUCUUACAUUCUUUUGGCACUUCGAUUGGGCAAAAAUAGGUUUUCAUAUACCUGAUGUCUAAAUACCUUUAGGGAAAUUUUACUUCCAAGCCCGCGCUGGACUCGAUAAACAAGCCAAGCAUUAUUCAGGCAAAUAUCAACUAUUUGUACAAAAAUACCUAAGUACUACCUUCUACUUUUGAAAGCUAUUUUGUACAAUGAUAUCAGCAUGUCUGCAAGAUCUAAACCUCCCAUAUGCCUGUUAUAUUGACGUUCUUUGAGGACAUUGCACGUCAACAUUUUUUCGCGAGUCCUUACAAUAUCUUUGAUUUUUUUCGAUGGGGUCCCUAGCUACGCAUGUGCUUAUAAACGUAACAGCCUUAUUAUCGUUCCACCGAACAACAGGUAGGCAGUUAUUAUCGCAUGUCGAUUCUGAAAAUGCACCUCUCUCUUUCUUCUUCAUUUCCUUUUCCUCACCUGCAUCAAUUUCUUGCAAAUAAGUAUAAAUAAAUAUGUAAAUUUAAUAAUUAGGUAAAAUAUCAGUAAUCAUCCCAAUACAUGUUAAGCCCGCAAUAAGUUUAGCAAUGUUCGUUGUGGCGGACAAAUCAAUCAAACACUAAAUAUUUAUGAAAUUGAUUUUGUUCGCUGUGGCGGACAAACAUUGUUUUUAGUAAAAAAAGUCACCAAAACCAUACAAAAUUACAAGAUCUAUAAGUGAUUUAAUAAAUUACAAUAUUACAAAGUUAUUUCAGUAAACAAACGUGCACAUUUAUUAGUAAAACCUUUAUAAAAAAUUAUAAAUACUUUGAGUAAAGCGGAUGGCUUGUGCUUCGUCGACAUUUUGUCUCAAAAUCACAGAUACAAGAUUACCAAAUAAGAAUUUUAUUUUUUUUAUCAUAAUAGAAAUAUAUUUUAAAGUUUUUGUUAGAUAUUUAAGCCGUAUAGAGGUUUUCAUAGACCCACCAGAUUUUAUUUAUUUAAUUGUUCGUUGUAGCGGACUGAGCCAAAUUAAGGGUUAAAAAUAAAUUUGAUUCGAAUUUACGUCCUUGGUCACUGUAAUCCUGACUGGACAUCCGAAACGUGUGAUUCAACCAUCAUAUAUUGUUUUUGCAACUUUAUCGGCUGUAAUUGCUCCUGAAGAUAUUGAAAAGACUUUUUUUUUUGGGUAGGGCGCUGAACCUCCUACGAGGUCCCCGCGCAAAAGGGGCGCGCGGGGUAUGUGAGACUCAACGAUCUGCAUGGUGUUGUGAGCAGACCGCGGGCCCAAGGAUUUUAGGGCCCACCCACUAAAUGACUCCUCUGCACUUUUACACCCGACGUCCGAUCCCCUUCGAGGUCAGAACCCGGAUGAGGUAGGGGGGUUACCGCGGUCAAUACUACAACCAGACGGCACGGCUCACCCCAAGGACGCCCAGCCGACGGAGCCUUCGAGGCGAAUCGAAGGCUCUGAAACGUCGGCCGUCUCGGUACGGCAGCCCAGAUGGUACCGCUGAUGUCCCGGAAUACCCCGCUGGACCAAAACCAGCCUGCCGGAUAGGGGACGCGAUACACCGUCGACCGGUCGCUCUAUUACUCCACGGCAGCGCGCUAGAGUGCGGGUAGCGCGCCGCGCGGCCUCUAACCCCUCAGGUCGCCCCUUGACCUACACCAGGGGAAGGCCGCUACCUACAGGGACGUACGGGCGUAUUCUCGCCUCCGGCCCUCGGCUCGAUGAUAUUGAAAAGACUGCCAUAUUAACGCCUUUCGGUCUUUUUGAAUUUCCUAAAAUGACAUUUGGCUUGCGGAACGCGUCACAAACAUUCCAACGCUUUAUGAAUAACACUGUCCUACAAGGCCUUGAAUUCCUAUUUAGUUAUCUCUAUGACGUCAUCAUUGCUAGCGAGAGUCCUACUCAGCAUAACGAGCAUUUACGAAUAGUUUUUGAAAAAUUCAAAUGUUAUGGCAUAACCAUCAUAUAGAUUUACGUCGUUUUUUGGUCAUAGUUAAUUUUUAUAGGCCGCAUCUACCUAAGAUCUUAUUACAAAAAAUCGUGAUUUUAUAAAUUUUUCUAUUAAAAACGACCGUUAGGUUCAAAGAAUGGCGUGGCCUUCACGUGGCGUGGCUUCAAAGACUGUUUUUGUCAUAAAAUGCAAAUAAUAUUUACUCAAUGUUUAUAAAAUAUAAUGAAUCAAUACUUACGAUUCCAUUAUCUCCCAUAAAUAAAUCCACAAAAUCGUUUAAAUUAUUACAAACUUACAAAUACGUGCGACCCGUCGGAGCUCGAAUUUCACACUGAUUCACACAGCCGCGUUCAGUUAUUUUGUCGAAAAUAAUGUGUGAGAGAGAAGGUCCAUUCAUUAGGUACAAUUUUAAAUGUGUUAGAAAGAAUAAAACAUAAUGUUAUAACUAUCUGUUAAAAGUUCACAUUUCGGACUACUGCAUCCGGAAUCCGAAGGCUCAACAGACGAGCACAAAUCGUGUUCCAUCCGGAAUCCGGAUGACCAACAGACGAGAGGACCCAUCAGGUGACGCUGCUAUAAUGGGAUAGUUAUUACAAAGCAUUGACGCACAUUUUUUUAUUUAUUUUUCCAGUAUGCUCCUCACUGUUUGCCUUACUUCAUUCUCCAAUAUUUUACCGCGCUUCAUGGUCCAUGUAUCUAGAAUUUUCCCUCUCAUUAUCAAUGAAAUCAAAGUGCCAUCAGUGGUUAACUUUGCAGAUAGCAUUAGCUAACACGACAUUUAAAAAAAAAAUAAAAAAAAAAUUCAUUCUAUUUCUGUACCAUGCAUAUGUUUAUGCAUUCAUAAUCUUUCUAAUGUAUCAGGAAAAUAGUCUGCUUGAUACUUAAGUACCUCACAGUCACUAAGUUUACGUUUCUUCCCCUCUUCUAUUAAUUUUUGUAAACACACCACUAUUUGAUGGCUAGCUUGGUUUGCCAUUAGAUAAUUGUUUGGAAGUUAUAUAUUUUAAUGUGGUACCAACUCCUGACAGCUUUGAUUUUCUCCAGUAGGAAGGCUCCUCACUUCGGCGAUGGACCCACAUGAGAAAAGCUACAGCAUUUUUAUAUCUCUCUAGACUUUCUGAGUAGCGUGUCAAAUUUAUCAAUUUCCUCUCUUCUCAAACACGUAUUUUACUAUGUAUCGCGUAUUUUAAUAUGUAGUAGUCCGUACACCAUGUCCAUCUGUACUUUGGUUGUCAGAUCGUCCUUUGGUAGACGUGAUAGUAGCGCUCGAGUUUUAGAGAUGAAGAGUUCUGUUUUCUCACUUGCUUGUUGUGGGUUGGCGAACAGCUCCUUGUAUAUACGAUGUGAAGAUCGGCUAUCACUAAACGCAUGUGUUCAUGGUGGUCAUAACUUCUUGCCACCAUGUCGCGGCUUUAUGAGUUAACAACAUUGACAGCCCACGCAGUGCAUUAGUUUCGCUUACAUUAGCAUAUUCUUUGUAGGCCUCUACGGCGUCUAUAAAUCCGUCAAGUGAUUCGUCUGACGCUCCGCUGUAGCGAGCCUUGCACGAGGCGAAGUUUCUAUGUGCAGGUUGAGCGGGCGGGGGCGAUAACCUUUCUUCUUGGUUGCGUUGCCACGUGGACAUCAUGGCGACCAUGUCGUUGACAGAGAUGUUUCCUGUUGCAGUCGGCGGCGGGGAAAAAUCGUCCUCUGCCGGGUCGAAAUACUCAGAUUGUCGACGAGACUGACGACGUGUGCGCGGUUUUGUCAUUGUUUACGAUAGUCACUUCUCAUUAAGUUCGAUUCACAAAAAGUUCACAUGUGGUUUAUUCCAAAGCCACUAGUUGGGCGUCCAUUUUAAUGUUCAUGAGUGUUUCGUGAGUUUCUUUGGAAUAAAACGUCGAAUAAUCGUUCGAGAAGUUUAUUGUUAACCUUAAGACAAACAUUUUUAAUCAACUUUUUACCACCCAUCUACGCAUUAUAAAAAGAAUAUAUAUAUUUGCGAUACUUAACUACCGUCAUCAUGCCUAUUCUAUAAUAGCUUUGACUUUAUCUGGCAAUGGGCUUUAUACCUUUGGGAGUAAUUUCGUAUCCCAAGAACUCCCAUUUUGAUUUUCCAAACCUAUAUUUCGAUUUUUUUUAUUGCCCCUGUAGGCAGACGAGCAUACGGCCCACCUGAUGGUGAGUGGCUACCGUCGCCCAUGGACUUCAGUAAUGCCAGGGGCAGAGCCAAGACGCUGCCUACCGCUUAAUACUCUCCACAAGCCUCGUUUGAAGGACAUUUCAUAGCGAUAUGUUAAUCGUUAUACCGAAUUUAUUUAACCUCUCGAAAAUUGCUUAUAAAUGUCGUUUAUGAAUUCCCGCUGUUUCGCUACCACAAUAAUGUCAUCAACAUAACAAAAAAAAAUUGAGUUCAUAUUUUCAACCUCAACCUUAAAGGGGAAUGCCCACUCUCCAUAGUGUGCUGGGCCCAAGAUGGACAUCAAAUAUUACUAUAAAAAUAGACUGUUCAAAUUCUUAAAUGUAUAGGAUAUCUAAAAUAUAUAUUGAAAUUGACGCCACUAUUAUAAUAAAAAAGAAUAAAAAUAAAAAUUCGUUUUGAGGAUAAUAGAAAAUAUAUCGACGAUAACCUCGAGGGAGGUUCAGACUUCAGUGAGAUUAUUGUUACCGGGUGAACCCGCCAAGCACGCGGUCAGUAAAGGAACCAAAGCCGUCACGAAAUACACGAGCUCCAAGUAACUUUCUUCAUAACUUCGGUAAUUAUUCCAAACUCACAAAACUGAUGCACGACCGUACGUACGCUGUUCGUAUGCGUGUUUCGGUUGCAUUUACGUCGACAAAAGGCCCUUUUCAGGGCCGCAAAAUCUAUCAGUAAAAUUAUUAUUAUUAUUGUUAUUUUUCUAGAUUUCCCCUUUCUCAGCCCAGCUAGCUAUGAGUUAUUAGGCUAGUUUUUAUUACGUGUAGUAUUCUUCAAGCUGCAGGAACUUUCUCACUAUUCUGCAUCUAUUUAUGUAUAGCUGCUUUUUGUAGUGAAAUAAAUAUGUUAUCUUUUAAAUCUAGAAGCUUUAAGCUGCUGUGGAUGUGGUUUGGGACAACUCCAGUGGUUGAGAUUAUUAUUGGGGCUAUGUAAACUUUUUUCUGUUUCCAAAUUCUAACUAUUUCUUCUUUAAGCUCUGUGUAUUUUGUCAUUUUUUCUGUAAAAGUUUUUUGAAUGUUGUGGGUAUUCGGGACUGCAAUGUCAAUGAUGUAGGUGACUUUAUUGUUUUUCUCUUGUAAAGUGAUAUCCGGUCUAUUGUAGUGAAUCGUCCUAUCGGUGAGAAUAGCGCGAUCAUAGUAAAGUUUGCAGGAGUCAUUCUCAAGAACAGUUUGUGGUUUAUAAUUGUAGUACGGUGUGUUGGUAUUUUGUAUCAAUUUAUGUUUGAGAGCCAGUUGUUGAUGGAUAAUAUUAGCAAGUUGGUUGUGUCUAUGAGUGUAAUCUGUCUGUGUAAGGGUUGAACAUGCUCCAGUUAUAUGCUGUAUGGUUUCUGGCUGGGUGUUGCAUUUGCGGCAUUUAUCGUCUCUAAUAGUGGGAUCUUUAAUAAUAUAUUUUCUGUAAUUUUUUGUGUUUAUUACUUGGUCCUGUAUUGCAAUUAAAAAUCCUUCCGUUUCGGGGAACAGACUUCCUGUUUUGAGCCACAUGUUUGAUGCUUUACUGUCUAUGUGAGAUUGGCUUAGGUCAUGAGGGUGUCGUCCAUGCAGCACUUUUUUCUUCCAGUUUUCUUCCACGUCUUUUUGCGGAUUUCUAUUUCUUAGGUUUUCUCUAUUAUCUAUUAGUUCUUUUUGUCUGAGAUUUAGCGGUGUGUAGUUGUUAUCAUUUUGUACUAUGGCUCUGUGAAUUUCACUUAAAUCUGAUUUUAUGUAGAAAAAUGUUUUUAAGCUGUGUAUUUGUUUACGCCAUAGAUGCCAGAUAUCUAACAACCCUCUACCCCCGUCUUGUCUUUUAAUUGUCAAUCUUUCUAUUGCAGAUUUUGGAUGAAGAUUAUUGUGUUUUGUUAAUGUAGUCCUUGUUAUGCGUUCUAUUUGUUCUAUGUCAGUUUUGCUCCAUUUUAUUAUUCCAAACGAGUAGGUUAGGAUGGGUAUUGCAUAAGUGUUCAGUGCUUUUAUAAGAUGUUUUCCAGAUAAUUUCGUUUUGCAAAUGGCAUUGAUACGUUUUUUGUACUCUGAAGAUAAUGAUUGUUUUAUUGUUGUAUGAUCGAGUCCUUUGAGCUGUUGAAAGCCCAGAUAUUUAUAAAGGUCACUUGGUUGCAUCGCCGUUAUUGUGUUUGUGUCAUCUAUUGUAUAGUCACCGGGUUGGAUUUUUCCUUUUAUUAUAUGUACAGUUUUACAUUUGUCAAGUCCAAAUUGCAUAUUGAUGUCAUUGCUGAAUAUCGUGGUAUUAUCUACUAACUUUUUCAUUUCUUUGUCAUUUUUAGCGUACAAUUUAAUGUCGUCCGUAUAAAUCAGGUGUGAUAUUAUUGUUUCGGUGUUGUCUUGUUGUUUAAUGCGGUAUCCCGCCCGGUCAUUAUGCAAUUGAUGGGAUAGUGGGUUCAAGGCGAGGCAGAACCACAAAGGGCUGAGAGAAUCACCUUGGUAAAUACCCUUUUUUAUGGCUAUUUGUCGUGUUGUUACAAAAUUAUGAGGGUUAUUUAAUUUAAGUGUGGUUUGCCAAUGCGUCAUGAUAUUGCGUAAGAAGCUUAUUAUUAUAGGGUUAAUUUUGUAGAUUUCUAGGAUUUGGAUCAGCCAUGAAUGUGGGAUGCUGUCGAAAGCUUUUUUGUAGUCAAUAUAUGAACAGUGUAAAUUUCUAUUUUUUGUGGUGGCGUGUUUCAUGAUGGUUGAGUCUAUAAUUAGCUGUUCCUUGUUAUUAUUAUUAUUAUUAUUAAUAUUAAUAUUAAUAUACGAUCUAUUUAUAAGAAUUAAAUAAAUUACAUAUUGUUGUUGUUAUUUUAAUAUACCUCAAAUACCAAUAUACCUAUCAUGCAUCACACACCGAUUUUUAGAAUAAUCAUAAUAUUAGUUGUAGCAGUAGUAUUCUAAUAACCAAAAAUGAAUGUAAUGUGUGAUGUAUAAAAAGUAAAAUUAUUUAAUUAUUAUUAAAUAAAUAAACAAUAUACCUAUGUAUAAGAAAUAGAUUAUAUAUUUAAUAAUAAUAAAAACCCAUUAAAUUAUGAAUAUAUUCGUCUCGCCCUAUUGUAUGGCGUUGCGUGGUCGCACGCAAAACGAGCCCGUUCGAUUCGUGACUUCAAAAAAGUAUAAAUAAGAGUGGGUAGUGAAGCCGACAUCCAUUCCGGUUUCACUAGUGCUCAGAGGAACAUUAUCAUAGUUGUGCUGUGCGAAAUAGUGAUCCCAGUGCCAGUGUAAUUGUUCCUGUUCGCAGCCCCGGUGCGGAGACAUGCCGGCUAGCAAGAACAAGGACCCGGGAGUAGGUAAGUCGAUCGACACUUUUUUCCUCAAGCACCAGUUUAAUACGGGUAGGUGUCGACCAGCCUGUGAAAGCUGCGUCGCCGUUUUAUUCGUAUAUAAAUCCGGCGAACGUUAGCGCCACUGAGUCUGGCCUCCCUGUGUCACUCCCAGCCCUCUCCUACCCUCCGGCGGUACCCCUCAGGCGGGGCGGUCGCUAAGCCCGGUUAAUUUGGUCUAGCCAUAGGGUCGAUGGCACUGGAACCCCUACAGCACCAGUAAAAUUAAAUACAGUAUAAUUUAGAAUAACUAGACUAGUUUCUUUAUUAUUUCAAACAUAUAAAAGUAGUAUUGUCUAACGAGUGGCGCUGCUGCAGUUAAUUUUAGUUUUAGUUAAAAAAUCCUUUGUUUUUUCUUUCACAACUACCUACACUUAGUAAGUGUUCUUGGUAGCAUUUAACUUUACGUAAAAUCGGAUUUUGGUUUACUGGCAGACUUUAAUAAGUGGUCAUCUACUAGAUUUAGUCAAUUUUAAUUAGUUCUUUGUUAAUAGUAGUUUAGUGGGGUGCUGGUAGGGUGUUCCCGCUAUCCCCUUUGUUACAGGUCUUUCAAGUAAUAUUUAAUUAGGUUAAUUAGGUUAUAAAUAAAUAAAUAAAUAUAUAUAUACAGUCAAACCUAGUUAAGUGAGAACUGGAUAAGUGAGAAAACUCUAUAAGUGAGAGUAAUAACCAGGACCCGUCAUUUUAAGCUCCUAAAACCUCUAUUAGAGAGAAACAGAAACCUCUGUCAGAGAGAGUCGUUUUUCCCUCAUGGACCUCCGUAAGUGAGACUGCUACUUAUCUAUACCUCUAUAAGCGACAGUCGAGCUUUAUUUAUUUAUAUUAUUUAGGAGGAACGAGUGAAAAAACAAAUUACAAAUUUAACAUCUGCUAUUUUAUGACUCAUUCUUAACUUUUGUGGAACUUCCUACCAUUGUUUUUGAAUUGUUUUCUCGUCAAUAUUGAACCUAUUCUAUUUCGUGGAACUAAAUAACGUAGUUAUUUUAUCGCAUUCUUUUCGAAUGGACACGUGUGCCUGUGUACCGUCCUGUUUGUCGAACUUACUCAGUUUAUCGUUAAUCAGUUGCGAAGAAAAGUUCUGUUCUGCAUCAUGUCAAAACGGAAAAUUAAAGUACUGUCAUUAAGUGAUAAACUUAAAAUAGUGAAUGCGUUUGAAUCCGGAAAAUCCCGAAAUGAAAUUCAGAGGGAGCAUUAGCGAGAAACUCGGGUUAGUGAGAAACCUCUAUAAGCGAGAAUGAGAUUGUGCUCCCUUGAACUCUCGCUUAUCCAGGUUUGACUGUAUAUAUAAUAUACUAUGUAAAGGGUAAUUCUAUUCGAUUAUACAUAAUAGUACCUAUAUAUUAUUAUUUUUUCAUCAAUUUGUUUCAUUAUUUAUUAUUUUUAGUAUUGCUUUAACACACACACACAAUUUCACACGUGCUUUCUAUUCAUACUAUUCUAUUCUAUUUUCUAUUCGUUUCGUUUCGUUUCAUACUGCUACUAUCCUUUCAACAGUAACAUUGUCAAAAUGACAUUGACACCAACUGUUGCACCGGAAUUCGGUGAAUUAACAGCCCGAGUAAAACCGAGAUCUAGAUCUAGAAAAACCUGAUUUUCUCUAAAUCUAAUAUGAAUUUUGUAGAAUUCCAAUUGGAUUUAUCAAGAAGAUAGAUUUCUUUAUGUAAUGUCUAAUGCUACACCUAACAGUUCUAAUAAAAAUAAUACGGGGUAGUCAAAUUUAACUUUCACUUUUCGAUAAUAAAAAAAAAAAACGCUUGCUGGAUGUAAGGCCUAGGCCGCACUACGGUUUUUUCCCGGGAGCGGUUAACCGCUAUAACCGCGAAACCGCUUGAGACGUACACACUACGAUUAUAAACCGCGAAACCGCCCGUGAUUUUCACAGUUUGAAGAUGGAUUUCAAAAGAGCAGUAUGUAUUGUUGCUCUAGUACUAAGAAAUAGAAAAAAAAGACGUCAACGAAAAUUUCGCAAAUAUUGGAUACAUCCACUCACUAGCCGUAGAUUUGAGAAAGGUUUCUUUCAGAAAAAGUAUAAUAUUUUAAGAGAACAUCCAGAGAAAUUUUUCAAUUACUUUCGAAUGUCAGUAGCCAGCUUCGAUAAAAUUUUGCACAACGUGCGUCCAUACAUCACCUUCAUGGAUACAAAAUUUCGCAAAUGUAUUUCAACAGAGGAGCGUCUGUCUGUGACUUUGAGGUAUCUUGCCAGUGGUAAUAGUAUGAAGUCCUUGUAUUUUGAAUAUUUGAUCGGCACAACAACUUUGAGUGAAAUAAUUGAACACACAUGCAAGAGUUUGUGGAUAUGUUUGCAACCUACAUAUAUGCCUGAAAAAACAGAAGAGGAUUGGAUAAAUAUAGCAAAUUUUUAUUUUGAAAGAACACAUUUUCCUAAUUGUCUUGGUUCCAUAGAUGGAAAACAUAUACGAAUAGAAAGGCCAGAAAAUACUGGUUCAGAAGCCUUCAAUUACAAAAAGUAUUAUUCUUUAAUAUUAUUAGCUAUAGCUGAUGCAGACUAUUGCUUUACUGCUAUAGAUGUUGGGGCAUAUGGAUCGAAUAGCGACUCUAGCGUUUUUAAAAACUCAAAUUUUGGCAAAAGGUUUUUGAACAACCAAAUGCAUUUACCAGAAUCUGCAACAUUACCUGAUUAUGAGGAAGUCGGACCUUUACCGUUUGUUUUCGUAGGCGAUGAAGCUUUUCCACUUAUGGAGCACUUAAUGAGGCCAUAUCCAAAUAGAAAUUUAUCCAUAAAACAAAGAGUUUAUAACUAUAGAUUAUCUUAUGCCAGAAGGACUGUCGAAUGUGCAUUUGGGAUCAUGGCAAAUAAAUGGCGUAUUUUACAUAGACCAUUAGAUGUGAAAUUAGAUUUUUGCGACCAUAUUAUAACAAAACUAAAGUAGCUUUCGUUAUAAGGGUUCGACUUUUUUAAUUUGAAUUCUUUGUAAUAAAUAAAUACUCUUUAAAAACUUACCCU